This is a messenger RNA of Sphenostylis stenocarpa, 900 nucleotides long. The record is from the annotation of a GenBank genome assembly. NCBI's taxonomy places the organism in Eukaryota, Viridiplantae, Streptophyta, Magnoliopsida, Fabales, Fabaceae.
AUGUUUGCCAUGGUCUCUUCUCAGCUAACUUCAAGUUGCUACCAAUCAACGUGUCCUCAAGCCCUCUCCAUCAUCAGAUCUGCAGUGAUCAGUGCAGUUGCCAAAGAGCAUCGCAUGGGAGCCUCAUUGCUCCGUCUUCAUUUCCAUGACUGUUUUGGAUGUGACGCAUCUGUUCUGUUAGAUGACACAUCGAGCUUCACUGGAGAGAAAUCAGCCGGUGCAAAUGUGAAUUCUCUGAGAGGUUUUGAAGUGAUUGAUGACAUCAAAACUAAAGUGGAGGCUGUUUGCCCCGGAGUUGUUUCUUGUGCAGAUAUUGUGGCUGUUGCUGCCCGUGAUUCCGUUGUUGCACUGGGAGGUCCAUCAUGGAAUGUUGGGUUAGGCAGAAGAGAUUCAACCACGGCAAGUAAAGAUGCUGCCACAAAGGAUAUUCCAUCCCCACUAAUGGAUCUUAGUGCCCUUAUAUCUUCUUUUGCAAACAAGGGGUUUAACACCAAGGAAAUGGUAGCACUGGCAGGAGCUCAUACGACGGGGCUAGCCAGGUGUCAGCUAUUCAGAGGCAGGGUCUAUAAUGAAACCAGCAUUGAGUCAAACUUUGCAACAUCACUCAAGUCAAACUGUCCAAGCACGGGUGGAGACACCAACCUUUCCCCACUUGAUGUCACCACGAGUGUUCUAUUUGACAAUGCUUAUUUCAAGAAUCUCAUCAAUCAAAAGGGGCUUCUACAUUCUGAUCAACAGUUGUUUAGUGGUGGUUCUACAGAUUCUCAGGUCACUGCCUAUAGCAAUGACCCUUCAGCUUUCUAUGCAGACUUUGCUAGUGCCAUGGUGAAAAUGGGAAACCUUGGCCCCUUAACAGGGAAAAGUGGCCAAAUUCGUACUAAUUGCCACAAGGUUAAUUAA